Molecule: messenger RNA, 423 nt
Organism: Raphanus sativus (radish)
Lineage: Eukaryota; Viridiplantae; Streptophyta; Magnoliopsida; Brassicales; Brassicaceae
Exons: 2
Coding region: 1-423 (140 amino acids)
Source: RefSeq, a predicted model, not a curated record
AUGUGUAUGGAAGAUUACGAAGGUCAACUUGAUGAUACGGAGCACGAUGUCAACUUUGGUGGUGGAGCCUGGAGGGUCAAGAAAGGUUCUAUGGUGGUGGCAAGAGGUCAUAAAAGAGGCACUCUUUAUAUGACGACGAGUUAUCAAGAUACUAUUGUUGUUGUCGAGAAUGCCAAACAGACCAAGUUGUGGCAUUGUAGGUGGGGGCACAUGAGUGAGAAAGGGAUGAAACUCAUGAUAGAAAAUGGCGCUCUUCCGGAUCUGAAGACGGUGGAUCAUCAGAUGUGUGAAAGUUGCAUUCUUGGAAAGCAGAAACAGGCUAGUUUCUCUAAUGGAGGAAGAGAGCCAAAAUCUGAGAAGUUGGAGUUGGUGCACAAUGACGGGUGGGGGCCCUCUCCUGUUGCAUCGCUGGGAGGUUCAUAA